CUCCAAACUCCCUAAAUUUUGGGUUUGGGAACCAAAUAGGUUCCAAAAAGUCGUGUUAUUGAGGCAUUGUGGUGCGAAAACAAAUUCCGGGUGUUUAAAUUGAGUCGCGAGUCGUCUCCUUUGUGCAGUUUUUGUUUUUUUUUUGUGGUGAUAUGCGGUACGGGUGCCCCCAUGGAUUAUAAAACGUCGUUUUUGGUCGGAUGAAUCAAUUUCCAGGCUGAAAAAAUGGAGUUUGAGGCGUGUCGUUGCCAUCAUUUCGGGGAUUCCAGUUAACAAAAUGCAACAGAGAGGAUUAUACGCAAUGAAUAUCGAAAACGAAGAUAAAUCAUCACAGUCGAGUCGAGGCCGACACAAUUCGAAAUUGAAAGUUUUGGUUCGAAGUCACGCUAUCCGUGAAGAAGCCUCCCCCCCUCGCGAAUCCUCUCCCUCUCGUUUGAUCUCUCCCAGUAUCAAAGUCAUUCCCUCGACGGAGACCUCUCCUGCCCGUUCUUCGCCUUCGGGGAAUCCCGUUGUUGUGUUGAGUCCUUCGUUGACGUCGCCGUGUCUUUCCCCUGUUUGUGUUUCGCCGACGUCGACGUUGGUGCCGUCGCCGACGAAUGCCGAUGGGAGCGACGAUAACAGUCCCAAAUACCUCAACAGACUCAAUAAACAGAAUCUUGAGAAGAAGGAAAAUGCUAGUCAAAAUAAUAGAAAAAAAUUUAUUUGUGAUUGUUCGAAUCAGAACUGCAAGUGCGCCAAAAAUCAAGAGCGCAAUUUUAAUAAUAAUCUCACGAAUAUUAAUAAUAAUGUGGUUAGUUCGAACACUUUGACGGUUAAUAGGGCGAACUCGAGGAAUAAGUUGCGACAGCAGAGCUCCUCGCAGGGGAGCUUCGAGGGGAGCUCGUCGAAUUCGCCGUGUUUGUCCAGAGACAGCAGUUCAGAGCAAUACACAGACACUUCAGGUGCCGACCUCGAGGUAUUCAUACCUGAAACUCUCAACAGAAACGCAAAAGACCGAGCGUUCAUGUUGAGAAUCGAACAAGAACUAGUCAGUCUUGCCAAAGAUAAAAUUAAAACUCAUUACAAAUUUCCACCGAUGUCGAGCUACCAACGCAUGCUGGUCCAUCGUUGCGCCGCUUACUUCGGCAUGGACCACAACAUCGAAUCGUCAGGAAAAUGCGUUGUCGUCAACAAAACGAAAAACACGAGAAUACCAGACGUUGAAUUCAAAGAGCACAUAAAAGAGGAUGUCGUCUUCAGCGAGGAACCUAGACGCUCGAUCCUCAAACGCGACUCAAACAGCAUUGAGGAUUAUAGUUUCAAGUCGCCAGAUCGGCAGUACUCCAUGGAGAACAGGAGGAGCAAGAGUUUUGAGGAGAGGGAGGAGGAGUACGCGAAAAUACGCCGACGAAUUUUCAACAAAGAACUUUUUAUUUUGCAGGAGUUGUGUCUGUUGCGUCAGAUGCAAGAUGGGGGCAGUAGUGAGGAUUUCGAGUGGGCUGAAAUCCCAUGGUCUAGCACCGAUAGCGAAAACUCGUCGAGAUUCCGCCUCCAAUUGCCCGAACAUACCCGAAGGGCCGGAAAAUUGACUAAAGUUCUCUCGGAGGAAGCCGGCGAGACUUCGCGUCCUUACGUCGCUAAAAGUUACAGUUUUGGGGGCUACGCCGGAGUCCUAAACCGCGGAGACAGCGUCGUGUCGACUCACAGUGCCGGCCCUCGUCUCCUAACCAAACAAGAUUCGGGCGCUAGUUCGGUCUCGUGGCGUCUAAGCCCUUCAAGUUCCGGUUACAAAUCCCAAUCGCAAAUGUCCGAGUCGAUAACCCCCUCCCCUACCUCCACCCCCAAUCAGAUCGUCGAGUCGAAUGAGAAAGACUCGAUUGUUUGGGCCGUCACUGAUAUACAGCGUGUUCCAAAAGGCAGUAUUAUUAUCAAUCCGCAAACUGGGGAACCAAUCAAAAACGAGGACGGCUCUUUGUACCACUACGAUCCGAAUAAUCCGCCUCCUGGGUUUGUCACUUCGAAACCGCCUCCUUCACCGAAAAAAACAUCACCACAAAGUGUAUCACCGAAAAAACGAAAUUCGAAACUUUCGCCUAAUCAUAAAUCCCACGUGACUAACAGUUCGACCAGUCCUAGUUUGCCUUACUCCCCACCACCGAAUCGAACUUUUCCAUUUAUGGGUGAUAAUAACAUGGGUGGGUAUCCAGUUUAUGGGCCUGCGUAUCCACCAUCGAGUCAUGAAACUGUACCAUUCUACCAGCAACCAUGCAUCGUGUACAACGUACCCAUCUCGCCACAUUUCGAAGGACGAAUGGAACCUCCACCAAUGAACGAAAUGGGCGGUACUUACUACGUCCCAGAUAACAACAUAACAUAUCAACCCCCACCUUCCUACUACCAACAACCAAUCACGUUCUAUCCGAACGCCCCACCUUCAAACCCGCCCCCGCCACGAUUCCCUAUCUCGUACCAAGCUCCGCCUCCUCCUCCUCCCCCAAACCCCGAUUUGGUCCCCGUCUAUCCCCCUCUUGUCUAUCCCAAUCAGGGCUACCAACCGAAUGUUGUCUACACGCAAAACCCCGUCUACUACCCACAAUACCCCCAAAAUACCUCCACCCCCAACAAUUGCACCGCCUCCGUCUCCCAUACGCAAUUCUCGAGCCACCUCCAGGAAAACAACCACCAAAAUGCUGUGAUGCAACAACUCACACAAAAUAUGUCACAAAUGAGUUUCGUACAAAAUCAGAAUCAUUCGAAUUAUAUGUUGAAUAAAAUGACUCCGCCCCAUUUUGACGUGAGACAAAAAAGCAAUAAGUUUGGGGGUCCCCCGAAAGGAUUUGUCUUGGGGUCGAGUCAAAGUAGCACCGGGACGAAUUCACCGGCGGCGACUGUAGUGGCGGGGUAUUGCCCCCCAAAUCCGGGGAUGUACAGAACGCCCCCUGAAACGCCCCCGAAUCAGUACAACUACGGGCCGGGGUUUCCCAUACCGCCGAUGCUUUUUAGACAAAUGAGCAACACGUCUGGUACCACCCGAAGUAGUCGGUCACCAACCCCCGCCGGGGAUGUGUCUCAUUUUGAUAGGCCGAGAAUAGCGCCACCUGGUGUCUACCAUGGUAUGCCUUACGUCCUUCCAUCUGAUAAUAGGGUAAUCCCCGGGAGUGGUCAACCGUACCGACAGCCGCCUCCGCCGGUAAAACAGCACACUUUCAGUCAGUCACACAAAAAUCGAAAGUCAAAGGGAAACAAAUUGUCAAGUUUACCCAACGCAAAAUAAUUCUAAAUUAAUUGUUAUAAAACCGUGGGUUUUACAUCGAUUUCGUGCUGCCCCCUUGCAAUUGUUGUAAAAUUGAGGUAAGAAGUUCCUUUUAAUUUAAGACAUCACUUAUUUAUUUCGAUGCCAUAAUGAGAUUUCGAAGGGAUUUGUUUGCCAUGAAUAAAAAAUUGCUCAAUUCGUUUCGUUAUUUCGCACAAUGUUAUUAUAUUUUUGUUAUGUUUGAAAGUCUUACCUGAGCGUGGGCCUCUUGAAUACGAAAAGACAAUCUAUUUUGUUGUAUGUGAAACUUUGUAAAUAAUGAAAAAAAAACCAUGAAGGGUCCAUUUUAGGUGUACACAUUUUUGUAUGUAUUUGGAAAAUUUGCCUGAAAUGUGUUCAACUAAAACCAACACAAGGAAACAAUAAUUGACACUUUUUUCCCUUUAAAUGUGACGACGACUGUUGUUUGUAAAUUGUAUUGAAUUUAUUAAGAAAUUUUAUAAAAACUGUUAAAUGUUUUCCUAUUUUAGGUCAACAAUUUCCGGUUUUAAGCAUGGACAGUUGAGUGAUUUUUGUGAUUCGUUUUUUAACAAAAUUUAUAGAAUCGUUUUAAGUAGAAUUGUUGAUCUAAAAUCAUUUCGAGACGGAUUUUUUACCGUUCAAGGAAUUCCAUCCAUUUCUAGUACUUUUCCAAGCUAAUUUUACACACUUCAUAAUUCAAAUUGUCAUUUUCGAGUCAAUUACAAUACGUGAGAAAAACUUUACCGAUUUAUCUGAUGUGUACUUAAUUUUCAUGUAAAAAGCAGUUUCAUUGGAAAACUGAUGACUAUGUGCUUGGGAUAUCAGAUUUCCAACGGUAAAAUGGAGAAACAAAACAUGUACAUCGUUUUAAAAUUGAUAUUUUCAAAGUAGUAUUAAUCGUUGUAGAAAAUUAGUCGUUAAUUUGUAUUUCCAACAUAGGUUUUUUAUGUUUGUAAUGAUUUUAUUUAUUAUUUGUGUUCUAAUGUGCCUCGGACACUUGUAAAUUAAAGUUAUUUCAUAAAA
Messenger RNA from Tribolium madens (black flour beetle), 4276 nucleotides. It is a transcript of the gene enc, whose product is annotated as cAMP-regulated phosphoprotein 21. Gene Ontology annotation, molecular function: nucleic acid binding. The record is from RefSeq and is a predicted model, not a curated record. Bases 278 to 3253 code for a protein of 991 amino acids. Lineage: Eukaryota; Metazoa; Arthropoda; Insecta; Coleoptera; Tenebrionidae. The transcript is spliced from 14 exons.